CUCUCAUUCAGUUGUUUUCCGACCGAGCAACUUGAAGGUUGUAAAAUGAGAUCUCUGUGCUUUGUCUUGCUGAUCGUUUGGUUUUCAUGCCAAAAUGGAGCUAGUGCUAAGGUAUCCUGCAAGGAUGAGUCUGGAAACGAUGUGGAUUGGUGGCACCUUUACAAGUUGCCCAAGCACUACCAGCACAAUGACUUGGGCAAGGACACCAGUGGCCUGAAGUAUCUGUACGUAACAAGCCAGAGCUACGACACCUGGCAAAUGUCCGGGAAGUUCAUCAGUGACCCCUUGUCCCUGCCAGCCCAGACCCUGAAUCCCCUGAAUGCCGAUCCCACCCACACUCUGCUAGCCGCCUACAACGAUCAGCUGCCGAAUGGAACUGUCUUCAGCACUGGAGGUCAUGCCAAGGGAGUUGUGGCCAGUGAUGGUGUGACUGCGAUUUGGAUUGUUCACUCGGUGCCCAAGUACCCCACUGUACCCGACUACACCUAUCCCACUUCCGGCGAGCAAUACGCCCAGAGUAUGCUCUGCAUUACGCUCAAGGCCGAGGAUCUGGAGAAGGUCGGUCAGGUGUUGGUCUACAACGAACCGCACUUCUAUUACGAAAGAAAUCCCCUGGUCAGUCGGUCGGAUGAACUAUUUCCGAGCUUGGAGAGGGCCCUACAUGGCCAAUGGCGUACGGAAUCGCCGUUCCAGAAGGAGGUGGAACUGCGCACUUUGGAUGGCAAGAAGUUCCGAUUGUUCGGAAAGAGUGGACGUGCCAAUGUGGAGCUAUAUGCCGAUGUGGUGGCCCCUGCUCUGGAUGUCAGUCUGUUUGUGGAGGCGUGGCGCGAUGGAACCGGCAAUUUGCCCAAUAGCUGCGAUAAAUCCGAUAAGGUCCUUAAUGUGGAGGCUAUAUCCAGUCCGGAGCUAUCUGUGGACUUCCGGACCACCCAAGAUCAUUCCAAGUGGGCAGUUUCUCGUCCCACGGGUGUACUGAUCUACCAUUGGCGCGUUGGAGGUGGCGAUUGGAUAUGCGUGGGCGACAUCAACCGCCAGCAGGGUCAGUUGCAACGAGGAGGUGGAACUGUUUGCCACAAGAGCUCGAGGGUCUCCAACUUGUACCGCCAGCUAGUCGCCAAUUUCGACAAGUGUGCCGAAGUGCAGUAAAAUUCCGGUCUUUUUCUUGAUUUCGCAAAAUAAAUAAUUUGUUUAAAUACUAUAAAAAAUAAAUAA
Drosophila suzukii is the source of this 1212-nucleotide messenger RNA. It is a transcript of the gene DNaseII, whose product is annotated as deoxyribonuclease II. Gene Ontology annotation, molecular function: deoxyribonuclease II activity. The record is from RefSeq and is a predicted model, not a curated record. Lineage: Eukaryota; Metazoa; Arthropoda; Insecta; Diptera; Drosophilidae. Gene Ontology annotation, biological process: apoptotic DNA fragmentation.